CAUCUAAUACCACUAACUCUUCUAAAAUAUCCAAUACCAAAACAACUAAUGCUGAUAUUUCAACAUAUAUCACUAACCCUUCUAUUAAUUCUGAUAAUAUCGCUAACCCUCCUACUCUUGAUGAUAAUAAUUAUUUUGAUUAUGAUUCUUCAGAUUCUAUUGCAAGCAUUCAUAGUAUUUUUUCAAAAAUGAAAAAUAAUCAAUAA
This is a messenger RNA of Dentiscutata erythropus, 206 nucleotides long. The record is from the annotation of a GenBank genome assembly. Lineage: Eukaryota; Fungi; Glomeromycota; Glomeromycetes; Diversisporales; Gigasporaceae.